GAAGAAGAUUAGACUGACGCAGACUCACGUCCGUGACCAACCAAACAGGAAGCUUUAGUUGAAAGACAGUCGCAGCGAAGGCACCAGCUGUCAGGGCAAGAAUAAUCCGCUGAGCCGCUGCUGCCAUCAUGUUGUCGGAGGGAGGCUCUUUCAUGAAGGGGAUGGUGUUGGGUGGCCUCUUCUGCUUGGUGUUGUCGCUGCUGGGCAGCUUCAGCCCCGCCACCGAGUCCAGGACGGACGGCAACGACCACCAUCAUCAUCACGUCAAGGCUGCGAGCAAAGACGAGCUCCAGCAGCUCUCUGACAGCCGGCUGCAGGAGCUGAACGACCAACUUCAGGUCUACUGCGUCGUCAUGGUGCAGCCCAAAAGCCUCGUCUACUGGGCCACGGCGCUGGACACCUGGACCAAGCACUGCGACAAGGUCGAGUUUUACACCUCAGAGGCCUCCAAGGCGCUGGAAGCCAUAGACCUGAACGAGAAGGACGACUGGGCCAGGUUGCGUAAGGCUCUGAAGCACGCCUACGAGAACGCCGGGGACAUCCGCUGGUUCUUCGUGGCUCAGCCCAACACCUUCGCCAUCAUCGAGAACCUCAAGUACCUGGUGCUCACCAAAGACCCGGAGCAGCCGUUCUACCUGGGGAAGGCGGUGAAGUCCGGGGAGCUGGAGUACGUCGAGUUGAACAGCGGCAUCGUCCUGAGCUACGAGGCCCUGAAGAGGCUGGUGAACGUCUUCCAGGACGAGGACAAGUGUCCGGAGAGAGGACGGCAGCUGUGGAAGCUGAGCGACGACAAGCAGCUCGCCGUGUGCCUCAAGUUCACCGGCGUGUUUGCGGAGAACGGAGAGGACGUCCACGGGAAGGGUCUGUUCAACAGCAAGACGGUGGACAGCCUGAUAUCGGAAAGCAUGAAGCAGAACCCCAGCAACGUGGUGGAGGGCUGCUGCUCCGACCUGGCCGUCACCUUCAGCGGCCUGUCUGCCAACCAGAUGCAGGUCAUGAUGUUCGGAGUUUACAGGCUCCGUCCGUAUGGACACAACUUCCACGACUUAUUGACAUUUUUCCCUCCCAAAGGCUCAGACAACGACUAGCCUCGCUUGGUCGUUUUGAAGAUUUUGCUUCUGUGAUGGCAAACCUGACUCUAGAUAUUUGUUUACGAGACUUGAUCCUGGGGGGAGUUAUGUAUAUUUGUAACUUUUUGCACUUGACUCGGCCGGUGGUGGAUGUCUGUGGAUCUGAGACUGGAUCAUCUCGGUUUGGACUUUGGUUCCUGAAGUUUUGUUCUCAAUCUUUAAGCUUCUGUUUUGUUAUUGUAAAAUAACAUUAUAAAUCUGUGGAGUUCCACCUGUUAAUGAUCAGAUUUAACGUUUUAUUGUUGUGCCCUUAAAGCUGCAGUAUGCAAUUUUUAAACUUUUACAUAUUUGUUAAAAGUAUGUAAAGUAUGAUUCUCCCAGCAUUAAUACACCACUUAGUCAGAAACAACCAAUCAGAGCCAGGAGGUGGGUCUUAGCGCUGUCAAUCAUCCACAUGUGUGCCGCUAAAUGUUCUAAUGGUGAAAAAAACAAAUCAUCCUUACAGAGCAACCGUUUAUCUACUAUAAUCUGUGGCUAUGCUAACUAGCAUUAGAACUAGUGACUAGUGUUGUGGUGAACCUAGCUUAGCAAAAAUUAAGGUAAGGUAAUUUUAUUUAUAUAACACAUUUUCAGCAAUGAGGCAAUUCAAAGUGCUUAACUGAGUGGGGUUGAGCAUAAGAGUGAUUGACAGCGCUAAGCUCCUCCUCCUGGCUUUGUUUUGAAACGGUUCAUUUUUGCAUCUGUCUCAUGAACUGGUGGCAGUUUUAAUAAGAAGAAACAUUUCAUUAAAAUUACAUACUGUAGCUUUACAUGACACAGUUCAGCUGUAAUCAAGCUGCUUAAACAUUAUGCUUGGUUUUCUGUUUUAUGAAGAAUCGGAUAUUAAAUAUUUUAGGGUUUUUUUUCUUGAUUUACAUUCACCUGAUUUUUGUUUGAACAAUAUUAGUGAUAGAAAUUAAUCGUUUAAGGAACUUUUAUGAUUUUUGUACCCUACUAAAUCAUUUUCUAUCCCCAAAAAUGAAUGAGUUUGAUUAUAAAAAUAAAAAUAUUCCUAAAAAGUAA
Messenger RNA from Poecilia latipinna (sailfin molly), 2132 nucleotides. It is a transcript of the gene c1galt1c1, whose product is annotated as C1GALT1-specific chaperone 1. The record is from RefSeq and is a predicted model, not a curated record. Gene Ontology annotation, molecular function: N-acetylgalactosaminide beta-1,3-galactosyltransferase activity. NCBI's taxonomy places the organism in Eukaryota, Metazoa, Chordata, Actinopteri, Cyprinodontiformes, Poeciliidae. The coding region runs from base 129 to 1088 and encodes 319 amino acids. The transcript has 2 exons.